UGUAGGAAGGGGAACCACAAGAGCCCUGUCAUUGCUCUCCGGUGACAAGUGGGCCCGUUUUUACACCUUCACUCUAAAUAAGGAAACGCUCUGACAGACAUAUGACCACCCACCCAAUUUGGGAGCAGCCCGUGCGCCCCCCACCACCAUCACGUCCCAGGCCGCUGAUCACCCUGCCACCAAUGCAGGCUGUCAGUACCCCCUCAACCCACCGCUGCCCUGCUGCGUUCUCGCCACGCGCGUCCUCUCCCCGGCGAUGAGGUCAGCGUGAUGUCACAGGGAUGCGAUAUCCUUGGAAAGGUUGGAUGAGCCGGUUUCGGGUGAGAGUCUGCCCGGAGGAUUUCUCCCGCCGUGAGAGACACCGUCACGGAGGAGAGAGAGAGAUAGCACGGGAGCGUGCGUGCGUGUGUGUGUGUGUGUGUGUGUGUGUGUGUGUGUGUGUGUGUGUGUGUGUGUGUGUGUGUGUGAGAGAGAGGGGCGCGCGGAGGAGCUACAAAACAUGGUAAUCACCACCACCAACAUCACCAUCAUCACCGCCACCAUCACCUCCAGCUCCGCCGCGCGCUCUCCCGUCUCCUCUCCUCCUCUGCAGCGGGGCUCGCGCCUCAAACCCGCAGCCCUGCUCAGAAGCCCAAAAAUAACCCUCAGCCAGCAUGCCGAAGGAAGCAAAACAAGAAGAGCGGUAUUUUUAGGGUCAUUAAUUUCGACCACGUGGCCCGAAGGUAAACCGGAUGGCCGUUGCGCAAAGGUUCCUCGUCAGUAUGUCCUGCGAGGCCGGCACGCCGCACUGGACGCUGACCGCGGCGGUUCUCCUGGGCUUCCUGCUCGGGAUGGUGUCAGCGUACCCGUUACCGAGCAGCAGGACCAACGCAACUUUGCUGGAGAAACGAUGGGAGAGCCUCUUCUCCCGCUCCGUGCUGGGAAUCUCUGGGGAGAAACCGGAGCUGAACUGGGAGAGCGACUAUCUGCUGGGCAUCAAAAGAGUGCGGAGGCUCUACUGCAACGUGGGCAUCGGGUUUCACCUUCAGGUCCUCCCCGACGGCAGGAUAAAGGGUGUACAUAAUGAAAACCAGUACAGUCUGAUUGAGAUCUCCACGGUGGAGAGAGGGGUGGUGAGCCUCUAUGGAGUCAAGAGUGAGUUGUUUGUCGCAAUGAACAGCCGUGGGAGGUUAUACGGAACGACAGUCUUCCAUGACGAGUGCAAGUUCAAGGAGAGCUUGCUCCCCAACAACUACAACGCCUACGAGUCCCUGGUCUACAGAGGAUCCUACAUAGCACUGAGCAAGCAUGGCCGCGUGAAGAAGGGCAACAAAGCCACAACUGCCAUGACCGUGACGCACUUCCUACCCCGAAUUUGACGAGACAAAUGGGCAAUAACAAAACUUAUUUGCACAUGUGGAUUAUUUCCCAGGUAACACAAAUACAUAUAGGUACAAACACAAAAGACAACGAGGACUGCAAAAGCAAGAAACACAGUUAUAUCUGACAGUAUUUAUUCAAACUUUAUAUGUAUAUUUGGGUAGCUUACUUUGUUUUAGAGAUUUUAGAAAAUGCCAUUCUGUGCUGCUUUGAUGAGUUUUACCAUUUUGUGAUUUGAAGGGGGAUGAAGAAGUAUGAUUUGUCCCUUUCUGUUUAAUGGGUGCUUGCUGGAGCUGGUUGUGUACCUGCCCUGAUAGUGGACGACCAUUUGGCUACUUAGGAAAACAAAAUGGAGAUCUUGUUAUCUCACAAUAACAUAUCCUGAGAAGAAAAUGUACAAAAAAAAAGCUAAAUGUGUGCAUGAACUUUCCCCUCAGAGGAGUGUCUGUUUACCUUAAAGUGUUUUGUUGUCAUUCAGUAGGAAAUACAUUUCCCAUCUUCUAUAUUUUAUUGUCAAUAUCAGGGCAACUUGAGCACUUGGUGGAGUAUUUUUAAUUUGAUUCUUUGCUUGGUCAUGAGGUGGCUGUGCCUUUGAUUCCCUCUUAUGGCCCCCCCUUUUACCCUUGCAUGCGAGAAAUGUGGUGCUCAAGUCAGAAAUAGGAAUGAUGCACAAGUCGUUACUCCCUCAGACCCCACUGGGGACCUUAACCCAAUUCCUCGAGGGUCUGAGGUUUCUCUUUCCAUAGUUAGAUCAAUUCAGUAAUCCAGACUCUAUGCUACACAGUGGAGCCUCCAGCUAGCAGGGAAACUCGGAUUCAGCGCUCCGCUGAUCCACGUCUCAUCCCGAGGGAGCUUUGACAAUCCCAGGUUUUAUUUUCUCGUGUACCAGCUGCGUCGCAGACCAGAAUGAGUGUUUGUGUCAUGUAUGUGCGUGUUUACCUAAAGGAUGCAUGCCAAAAUGUUUUCUCUGUGUAUAUUUCAGACUUUUUGGUCGUUUUUUAAAUUUUUCCCUCAUCGGAACACCGCAGACCUGACUCAACGUUGUUCCCGCGUGAUGGAUUGAGUCACGUCCGAACAGCUGCUGGCGUCUCGCGACGAUGCACCGGACUAAAGCAGCAGCUCGACUUUCACAGCCGUUUUAAGUAGCAUUCAUGAUGAAACCAACGCGUUCAGGCAGUUCCCUGUAAAUACAACAGGCUUCUGCAGCAACGCAAAGUUGUUUAAGUGUCAAAGUUUGUCUAGAAGAUACCUGGAACUGAUCCUGCGUUUAAAUUAAAAAACUUUUUAUUAACAAGAUUAAUUAUCUGUUUUUAAGCUAUUUAUGCAUAAAUCGGACAGAUCGAUGAGCUGCAGUAGGGCUUCUCGUUUCAACCAAAGGGUAUUUAUUUAUUUAUUUAUUUAUUCAGUGUUAAUACAAAUGUUCAUUCAGGCUUUCUGAAUGCAGCAUAGGAAACUUGAACUGACGCUCUCUGAGAUGCUGUACUUUUUCCUUUGUGGAAACAAAAGGAGAUGAUGGAAAAACCCAGCAGAGGACAGAGGAUCUGUGUGAGGUUCCUUCCUUUGGUGUUGAAAUAGCGAAGCGUCAGACCUGUGGCCUCCUUGUUGGUAGAUGUCAGACCGGACGGUCACCGCAGGGCUCCAGGAAUCCUGUGCAUCUGAGCCACUUUUGGAUCGGGGUCAGGGAGGUGAGCAUUCUUUCCCCUGUGCUACUCCUAUUGGCAUUUUGUUCUGGUCCAUUGCAAUAUCGUUUUGACGCUUUGUGGAGCGUUACAACUAUUGCAUAAAAAGACGAAGCGCUGGAAUAUAACUGCAGCGAGCGUCUUGGCGUCAGCUUAGUGGAAUUGGUUUUCCAGAUAGUAGUGGUGCUGCUCUCGUAGGUUUGCUCUGUUUUACUAACUUUGAAGGAAUUCGGCGGCGUUUUGGGGGAGUUUGUUCGGGCUUUAAGCUCCAGCUUGUGUAUAUGUAGCACAGUGGUCCUCAAUCCCCAGGCUGUGGACAGGUACCAGUCCGUAGACAAAAAAAAUAAAAUAAAACACCACCUACAUUGUUUUGAUUCUGAAGGAAGUUUUAUUUUGGAAAAUUACUGGAUUCUCCCCAACACAUUUGACUCAUUCUUGUCAAGUUCCUCUGUCACAUGUCGAAAAUCCAUCUGUUACUUUCUUGAACCGCCAAACUAAAACCCCCAAACUUUCAAAGUUGACAAAAAACAAACCUAUUUGAAAAGUUUCCUUUAGCAGAAAAGAGCCAGAGACUAACUUUACAAUAAAAGAAAGCUGCAUUUAACAGACAAAGACCGCAAUAUUAACCUAGAAUACUCAGCAACCAGCUGUCUAGUGUUUUCAGGACGCUGCUAAUAAAGUUAUUUAAACUGUCGAUCUACGUUUAUCGUUAUAUUUUAGUGACUAUUUUGUUUAUUCAUCCGUUGCACCUUAAAGUCUGACGAGGGUGAAGUUGGCAUCUGAUUGUUUAGAUUCCAGUUUGACAGUAAUGGGUUAAAAUCUAUAUCACAUUUGAAUGGUUCCUACUCAAAAUCAAUUGUAUGUAUAAAGUAUAAAGCAGCGUUAUAUAUUUUUACAAGAGAUGAAGAUAAACUUUACCUUCAAAAGUUAAAGGAUAAAAGAUAGACGCCAAUUUCAGCCUCGUACAGGUCGGUCUACGAAAAUAUUGUCUGACUUGAAACCGGUCUAUGGCCUGGAGAAGUUUGGGGACCACUGGUGUAGCAGACUUCAGCAGUGACCCAAAACCCAAUCGACCGUCCUUCGCAGACCCAAACACACCCCUGACGUGUCCCGUAGCUGCCAAAGUGGAAGACUGAGUGUGAUGGCUUUACCGUGACUGGUUACCAUGGUUAUAUGUGACUGCGUGGACCCAUGCACAGGAAGGGGGGGCAAAGAAGACGACUGAAUGAGCUUUGGUUUGUAGUUUUGUAGCAACAAGAAAAAUGAUUCAGACGCUUCCAGCAAAGAGAUGCUUUUAAAAAUCAGAUGGACUGAAUACUGUGAUCCAAAAGAACCACUAGAGACUCCAGAGAUUUUUUUCAAAUGGAGGGGGUUCCACUAUUAGAAACUUCUAUUCUAUUUUUCUUGAUCAUGUCACUGAUCUUCAUUGCUGGUUUCUUGGCAUUAAGGGAGAUUAUUUGUCUUUUUCUUUGUAAGUGAAGAUGCCAUUUUCCUAACGCCCGUCUCCUUUCGACUUGGAAACGUUUUGGUGCGUUUCAGAGGACGCUGUCUGCACAGCAGGUUUGGUUAGCAAAGAGACAGUUUGACAACUGAUGACGAGCUCAGUUUGCGAAGAAGAGGAAGGAGAAAGUUGAGCUUCGUCACUGAAAACCUGCAGGAAGAAUGACUGACUUCUAUUCUACGACUUUUGCAUGAUGCUAUUGUGAAGCAUAAAAGGUUGUAAAAUAGAGCAGUGGUAGUCAAUGGUGAGAACUUUCUUUUUUUUUUAACUUCCUCAUUUCCUCAAUCUGCAUGUAGAGUUCUACGUGGACUGGUCAUGUCUUACCCCUUUGACUAAAGGACCCGCUGUCGCCAUCGUCCUGGUUUUUAAAAAAACGCGUCGGUUCACAGGAAGCUCGGGUCUUCUGGGAGAUCUGGGAUCAGACUUGUGUGUGCGCGCGCGCGAGUGUGAUUCCCUGUGUGCCGGCAGCCUUUGUGUUUCUCUCUCAGUUAUCUAUUCCUGCACUGAGGUGAGAGUGCUUCCUCUGAGUCCCCCCUCCUUUUUAACAUAUACCUCACCUUCUGCCUUAGUUCCGAUUAUUGAAAUGAUUGUAAAUUUGUUUGAAACAACAGACUUCUCCAAUCAUUUGUUUCUGAAAAAUAUGAUGACAAGUAAAAAAAAAAUUAUAUUACAAAUUAUUUUCCUUUUAUUUUUGUACGUAUGUGCUGUGCACAGCAGUCAACUGUAUUCCUGAGAUGACAAUAAAGGAUGUUUUGUAAAAUCUUUUGUGAUCGAAUUAUUGAAAGUUGUGUUUUUCCGUCAAAGGCAAACACACACAUGCAGACACACUCUACACAACUUUGAAAGCUGAAAAGAAAUUUGCAUCAAUUCUGACCAAAAAAA
Molecule: messenger RNA, 5421 nt
Organism: Oryzias latipes (Japanese medaka)
Lineage: Eukaryota; Metazoa; Chordata; Actinopteri; Beloniformes; Adrianichthyidae
Product: fibroblast growth factor 6
Molecular function (GO): growth factor activity
Source: RefSeq, a predicted model, not a curated record